This is a messenger RNA of Bactrocera oleae (olive fruit fly), 904 nucleotides long. RefSeq names its product coiled-coil domain-containing protein 86. The record is from RefSeq and is a predicted model, not a curated record. Gene Ontology annotation, cellular component: nucleolus. Lineage: Eukaryota; Metazoa; Arthropoda; Insecta; Diptera; Tephritidae.
ACAAAAAAUGCAACCUUAAAUAUUUUGUGGAUCUUAAUUCUACUGCCAGAUUACUAGUGGAAUGAAGAAAUGUCAAACUUCUAAUAAAAAAUAAUAACACGUGUGUACGUAUUUAAUUAAAUUCAAGAAAAUAAUUUUCAAAUUAGCAACAUGACCGAGGAAAAUCAAGACGUGACAACCGAAGAAAUCGAGCAAAAGACGGACAAGCCCGUAGAAAAUAAAGAAACCAAUGAGAAUGUUCCCACAAAUGAACCAGCUUCUGAGCCAACAAAAGUUAAGAAACAAUCGGCGGUGAAGAAGCCAACAAAAAAGAAAUCCACUGAAAACAACCCAAUACGCGGUUUACCCAAGUCUGGACGUCCAUGGAAAACACCAAAGCAAAAGUUUGCAACUAUUAAGAAGUCUACAAAGCGUUUAUCAUUCGAAAAGAAAAUGGAGCUGCGUAAUGAACUGAGGCAUAUAAAGGAAUUAUCGAAGGAUAUAAAAGAGCAGCGCAAGGAAGCGGCCGUGCAAAAGAAUCAAAGACGUGUGGAAAAUGCUGAACGCCGGUUGGCCAAUGAGCGGCGAGCUGAAGUUGUGCAGAUAAUUAAGAAUCCAUCUAAAUUGAAACGUUUGAAGAAGAAGCAAAUGCGUAUGAUUGAGAAACGCGAUGUUAGUCAAGUGAAAGUGGUGUAAUUGAGCUCGUAGAAUGAAUCCUAAAGGGUAGCCUAGUAAUCAGCUCAAAGCGGGAGGGUAGAUUAAGUUUUGUAGUUACUAUACAUAUGUAUAUUUUUGUAAAAAGAAAAUUGCAAAAUUGAGUGUACUGAAAACAUAAUAUUUAGAUGAUAUUGUGAAGGAGAUUUCAUUAUUUAAACUCUACUGGUGCGUGUUCAUGCAUUUACUAAUAAAUAUCUGUCAACACGAA